This is a messenger RNA of Eleginops maclovinus (Patagonian blennie), 1402 nucleotides long. It is a transcript of the gene mei4, whose product is annotated as meiosis-specific, MEI4 homolog (S. cerevisiae). NCBI's taxonomy places the organism in Eukaryota, Metazoa, Chordata, Actinopteri, Perciformes, Eleginopidae. Gene Ontology annotation, biological process: meiotic DNA double-strand break formation; oogenesis; spermatogenesis. Gene Ontology annotation, cellular component: lateral element. The record is from RefSeq and is a predicted model, not a curated record.
GACAGAUUUCGCUGUAACACCUGAUAAACCGUCGAAGCUGAACUGUCACGUUGCAGCUGUCUCGAUUUUGAACUACGCAUUGGGGCGUAGAGGACGGCUAAACAAUGGAAAUCGACCAUUUCAAAGCCAUGUUUUCUGUGGCGGUGGCGAUAAUAAAGAACAAGCCUCCGGGUAUGAGCGGACGAGAGUUCGCCGAGGUGUCGGCCUGCAGUUUGAGACGUCGGGAUGAAAGCUGGAAGGAGAAAGCUGAGGAGCUGCAGCAACAAGUGCUCAGGCUGCGACAGGAAGUACUGAUCAACAGACUGACAGGAAACGCCACAGCAGGUCCUUUCAGUGUACAUGAUCAUACAUACUGCUCAGACCCUAAUGCAGGAUCCGAGACCCCUGAGCUACUGCUGCCGGACCCCCACCCUGACUCCCAUCUCCCCGAGCCUCCACCCACUCCCUGCAGGCCUCCUUCAGGUCCUCGUGGGGAAACCACAUUGCCUCAGGUCCAGUUCCUGCAGGCUCUGCUGUCCCUGCAGCGUUUGGAGGAGCCACUGUGGUUAGGCCCCGACGGGGCGGAGGUGCUGGUGGAAACUGUGUGCCAGCUGCUGGAUUUGGUGGUGAGGAUGUGCAGGGACGCUCCCCCGCUCGGCCCCAGUGACAUCGUCCUGCAGGCCUGCCACAUCGGAGAUCGAGCCCUGAAGCUGUUCUGCUCUCAGAGGCUGCCGGCUGCAGACUUCAGGAGGCGGGUGGAGGCGGCGCUGAGAGAGCUGACGGAGCUGCUGCUGCACAACAAGGGGCUCCAUAGGCUCCAGUCCUCAGAGAAGCUGAUGGAAUGCCUGAUGACGCUCGGGAGGGCAGCAUGUCCAAAUCCUUUCUCCUCCGUCCUCCUUUCUCAAAUCAGCGCCCUGGCUGAUCGGCUCGAGCAGGGCUUCCAGGGGCAGGAGGAGUUUCCCCUGGUCGAGCACCAGAACUCCUGCUACCUGUUCCAGAUGGUGGAGCUGCUGCAGAACUCUCAGGUACCGCUCGGGGUGGAGGCGGGGUCGGAGGAGCAGGCGGGUUUCUGCCGUCACCUGGAGCAGCGAGCCUUCCUGCUGUCUGAGGAGGUCCCUCUGUUUGUGCUCAGCAUGUGGAGGAUAGGGAAGCUCCUAUCCUCCGAUCGCUAACGCACUCUCAGACCCAAAUGCUGCUGGAUCGCCGUGCAGCGACUCGUAAUUAUUAUCCAAUGAUAUUUGACGUUAAGGUGAGGAAGGAGAGUGUGAGGGUCGACAUGGAGGCUUCUCUAGCUGUUCUCCUAAAUGAAGUUUACUGUAUGAUUACAAAUGUCCCCUGUGUGGGACCAAAGAGGUCCGACUGAAGCUCUUGUUUUUAUUAUGAAGAUGAAUUCAUUGUGACAACAAAAAUAAACUACGUGCUG